This is a messenger RNA of Aplosporella prunicola CBS 121167, 3931 nucleotides long. RefSeq lists its product as uncharacterized. The transcript has 3 exons. The record is from RefSeq and is a predicted model, not a curated record. The coding region runs from base 1 to 3735 and encodes 1244 amino acids. NCBI's taxonomy places the organism in Eukaryota, Fungi, Ascomycota, Dothideomycetes, Botryosphaeriales, Aplosporellaceae. Gene Ontology annotation, molecular function: ATP-dependent chromatin remodeler activity; ATP binding. Gene Ontology annotation, cellular component: cytoplasm.
AUGUCUGUAGCUCCCCAGAAGCGGACCAAAAAAGACCCUCGCCGCGGGGUAUUCCGGCCCAUCAAUAACCUCUCUUCCCAGCAAACGCCCUCUCGCUCCGCCCGAAACAAGGCUCCAGCUCCCGCGAAGCAAGCCUAUAUCUCGACAUACUUUUCCGUUGCCGAAGCUACACCCGCCGAGAGCUUGCUCCAGCAGUCAGACGCCGAACAGAAGCCUCGCCGCUCGAGCCUACCGUUUGAAGAGGCCCCGGAAGAGAGCUCAGUAAACCUUUCUGGUCUGGGAAAUUCGACAUCGCUAUUCCUCGAAGAUCAUACCAAAGAGCCUAGGCUAUCCAUUUCUCCUGCUGCUCCGAUCGCGACUCUCGUUCCCCAUCCUCAGUUGCCACGACACGUUAAAGAGCAACUCAUAGACGGGCUGUACAUUGCGAAUAACACGGGCGAAGAUAGCAUUUUACACGGCGGAAAUCAUACACAACAUUCCAAGAUGGUCAACGAGCGGGAGCCUCCAAGGCCUGUAGGCCAGCAGCACUUCCAGCAGCCAAGCGCACCCAAGUUUGGCGAGGCGAGUCCGCUGCGCAACCCUUUGAAGAAAGACCAAUAUUCGCAUAUGUUCAACAAGCCAAGAUCGGGCCUGUCGCGCCCAGAAUUCCACAAGGCUAAUACGCACGGCUUCGUCCAACAACGCCCAGAGUCCGGCGCCGUCCCCAUCCAGAAGCCCACCGCGCCCGCCACCUACACCAUCCCGCCUACGCCUCAGCCAGUCUUUUCCUCCGUGCAACGCCCAGUGGGAGGAUUUCAGCCGAUCAACGGCCACCAAAAGCCGAAUCCUAUCGACUUUUCUGGCGAGAAGAAGAACCGGGUGGUCGACCUGACGGGCAGCGACGACGAGUUUGAUGCCGAUGCGGCAAUCAGGGAUGACAGGUUCGGUGCUGCCGAUCCUUUCGCAUACGUCGAAUCAAACCAAGCAAAUGACAACAUCAAGGCACUGCUUGAAGGUGCGUUCGACGACGAAGAUGACAAGCCGAAAACGCGCCUGCGGAAGAAGAAGAAGCAGCAGCAGCAAGAGAAGAAGGACGAGGCCGCCCUUGGCUCUCUGGCAGAUAAGCUGAAGGCUCUGGAGGUGAAGGCAGAGGACAAGGCCGAGGAAGCCCCUGAGCCUGAGCCGGAGGAGGAAGAGGAGGAGGAAGACGACGGCACUGUCGAGGGUCUUAACGUCAAGCUGCUCCCUCACCAAGUGGAUGGUGUAGCUUGGAUGACCGACAAGGAAGUCGGACAGCGCAAAAAGAAUGGAGUGCUGCCCAAGGGUGGUAUCCUUGCCGACGACAUGGGUCUCGGAAAGACCGUCCAGUCCUUGGCACUGAUCCUCAACAACCCGCGGCCAGACCCCAAGGAGGAGGCCGAAAAGGAUGCCAAAAAGAACAAAAACAUUAUUCCCCCAAGCGUCAGCAAGUGCACACUCGUCGUUGCUCCUUUGGCUCUCAUUAAGCAAUGGGAAUCCGAGGUCAAGACCAAAGUCCUGCCAUCUCACAGCCUCAAGGUACUCGUUCACCACGGUCCCUCCCGGACCAAGAGCGCCGAAACUCUGAAGAAGUACGACAUUGUUAUCACCACCUAUCAGAUCCUGGCUUCAGAGCACGCAGCAAGCUCUGAUGCCGCUGGCGGUCCUAGAAUCGGUUGCUUCGGUGUUCACUGGUACAGAAUCAUGCUUGAUGAGGCGCACAGUAUCAAGAACAGGAACGCGAAGAUGUCGCAGGCUGCUUGUGCUCUCCGCUCGCAUUAUCGCUGGUGCUUGACGGGAACACCUAUGCAAAACAAUCUCGAUGAGUUGCAGAGCUUGAUCAAGUUCCUGAGGAUCAAGCCCUAUGAUGAGCUCAUCCGGUGGAAGACGGAUAUUGCUGCACCGAUGAAAAAUGGCCGUGGUAACCUCGCUAUGAGGAGACUGCAGGUCUUCCUCAAGGCUUUCAUGAAGCGGCGGACAAAGGACGUCCUCAAGAAGGAAGGCGCUCUCAACCCAGGAGGAAAGCCAGACAAGAAUGGUAAGAAAAGCGAGGGCUUCAGGAUCGUUGGCCGCAAGGUCGAGACUGUUGUCGCAGAAUUCGAUCCCCAGGAACGUCGCUUCUACGAUAGACUGGCAGACCGGGCGCAGAACCGACUGAAGGAGCUGAUGGGCGGCGAGAAGGCCGACUACAUUGGAGCUUUGGUCCUGCUGCUGCGUCUUCGUCAAGCAUGCAACCACCCGGAGCUGGUCGGUGGACAAGUUGGGAAGGACAAGGAUGCGCUCGCUGGGGCCGGCUCUGCCCCUGCCGCGGCGAACGGGCCUGGAACUCCGCGUAAGACAAAGACUGAGGAGAGCAAGGAACUCGACGAUCUUGCCGAUUUGCUCGGAGGCCUUGGUGUAGCUGCCAAGCACUGCGAUGUUUGCCAGAUUGAGCUGUCAAAGGAUGAGACUGCUUCUGGUGCAGUUAGGUGUGCGGAUUGCGAGAGCGAUCUUGCGGCACAGAAGAAGAAACACAAGAAAAAGAAGCACCACAAGUCAAAGGACAACAGACAGUCAAACUCUGAAGCUCAGGAAGAAAAGGAUGAUGAAGAGGAUGCACCUCCGAGGAAGCCCAAGCUUCUACGCAAGAAGCCAGUCAUUCUUGACAGUGAUGACGAAGAGGAGGAGGCAGAUGGCUCGUGGCUUGUUCCAGAGAAUGAGCGACAAGUCGAAGACCUCGGAAAGGCUGGCGGUACGGAUGACGAGAACGCAGAGGGCGGUGGCGAGUGGCUCAACUCCGAGGACGACGACGAGACGGAGGAUGAUGGCCCCGAGAGUCCAUCAAUCUUGCGGAGCCAACGCAGGGACAACGUCAUCAACCUCGUCUCGUCCGAAGCCGAGCAAGCCACGGAGAAGUCAGAAUCGGAAGACGAAGAGGAGGAAGACGGCUCGGAAGAAUCCGACAGCGACGACUCACUGCACGAGAAGAACACGCUCCACACCUCGACCAAGAUCCGCCGCCUGCUGGAAAUUCUUGAGCAAGAAACCCUCGACCACAAAAUCAUCGUCUUCAGCCAAUUCACUUCGAUGCUCGACCUGAUCGAGCCCUUCCUGCGCAAAGCCGCCUUCGGCUUCACGCGCUACGACGGCAGCAUGCGCAACGACCACCGCGAAGCCAGCCUCAACAAGCUGCGCAACGACGUCUCAUGCCGCAUCCUCCUCUGCAGCCUGAAAUGCGGCAGUCUCGGCCUGAACCUGACCGCAGCGUCGCGCGUCGUGAUCCUCGAGCCCUUCUGGAACCCCUUUGUCGAAGAACAAGCCAUCGACCGGGUGCACCGGCUGAACCAAACCGUCGACGUGGUCGUGUACAAGCUCACCGUCGCGCACACGGUCGAAGAGCGCAUCCUCGACCUGCAAGAGGCAAAGCGCAAGCUGGCGAACGCGGCUAUCGAGGGCGGCAAGGCUAUGGGCAAGCUGUCCAUGAAGGAUAUCAUGAACCUGUUCCGUCGCGACGCGGAGUUCGACGCUGGCGUCGCGGGCCCGCCGGGUGGGCCCGAGGAGGUCGGCUUCGCGAAGGUGUUGCAGGGGAAUCGGGGCGGUAGGGGCGGGAAAGGCUUGAUUGGCCAGGCGGUCCUGGGCGUUGGCGAGUAUGCCCAGGAGGGGAUGGCGGAUUUGGAGGGCAGGGAGGCGGCGGUGAGGGUGCCGGCGCAGAGGAAGGGCGUGGGGAGGCAGGAUCAUGCCGUUUAUGGGAGGAGGUAGGGGAUGUUUUGGUGGGGUGGUGUUUGUGGGUGGGUUGGGUUGUGUUGGGUUAGGUAGAUGCGGGACUUCUUGAGGAAGGUUCCUUGCUUGUUCUUGCUCUUGGGUUCGGAUGGGGUUUCUUGGGUACCUGUGUACCUUUGUCUCGUCUGGGUCUUUCUUCUCUUCUUUUGCACUCGUAGAACGAGUUAUGAUGGCU